Molecule: messenger RNA, 648 nt
Organism: Salvia splendens (bonfire salvia)
Lineage: Eukaryota; Viridiplantae; Streptophyta; Magnoliopsida; Lamiales; Lamiaceae
Product: malonyl-coenzyme:anthocyanin 5-O-glucoside-6'''-O-malonyltransferase-like
Exons: 2
Coding region: 1-648 (215 amino acids)
Source: RefSeq, a predicted model, not a curated record
AUGACAACUGUGCUCGAAACCUGCCGUAUUCCACCGCCAAAAGGCGCCGCCGCCGAGCUGUUGCUGCAGCUCUCCUUCUUCGACAUGAUGUGGCUGCAUUUCAAUACGACCCGCCGCCUCAUCUUCUACAAUCACCCAUGUUCAGAAGCUGAAUUCUUCAACACCAUUGUUCCAAACCUCAAACACUCUCUCUCAUUAACUCUCAAACAUCAUCUCCUUGUUGCCGCAAAUCUCCUCUACCCUCUCGACGCCGACAACUCAAAACCUGCUUUCCGUUACAUCUCCGGCGACUCCGUCUCCCUCACGAUAGCCGUUUCCGGCCUCGAUUUCGACGAGCUCGUCGCGAGUCAUGCUAGAGAAUCGGAUCAGUUCUAUGACCUCCUUCCUCGCACACCGAAAAUGUCCGAUGAAGGAAGUUACCAAAUUGUCCCUCUGAUCUCUCUGCAGGUGACUCUCUUUCCCGGCCGGGGAAUCUGCGUUGGUUUGAGCAAUCACCAUAGCCUCAGCGACGGGAGAUCAAUCUUAGGAUUCAUGAAGUGGACUCAGAUGGGUUGUAGAGCCCACACGCGCGCCGCCGCCCGCGCCGCCGCGAGCCGCAUGCCUCGAGCUUCCAGCCCAUGUCCGUGGAUCUUGGCAAUUGGUCUUUGA